Fusarium verticillioides 7600 is the source of this 759-nucleotide messenger RNA. RefSeq lists its product as hypothetical. The transcript is spliced from 2 exons. Bases 200 to 490 code for a protein of 96 amino acids. NCBI's taxonomy places the organism in Eukaryota, Fungi, Ascomycota, Sordariomycetes, Hypocreales, Nectriaceae. The record is from RefSeq and is a predicted model, not a curated record.
CUCGUACAGUCAGGGAGACAGGCCUUUGAUUAGGGAAGUCAACGCUUUUGGUGUGAACCGCCGUCAAGUAUAAAGAGGCCAUCAUCCUCCCUCUUGGAAUCAAAACCCUCAUCAACACUCACCAGCAUCUCCAACAGCAUCCUCCACACUUUCAUUCACUCUCAAAAACCAACUUCUUUUAACUCAAACUCCAUUCAAAAUGCAGUUCACCAAGAUCGCCUCCGUCCUCGCCAUGGCCGCCGCUGCCAUCGCUGCUCCCGCUCCCGGCAACUACGAGGUCGAGCCUCGCACUGGCGGCAGCAACAACGGCAACAACCAGCCCGCCUGCUCUGCUCAGAGCUCGAACGUUUGCUGCAACGGUCUCGGCUGCCUCGUCCAGAUCCUUGGCGCCGGUUGCUCCACCAACUCUUACUGCUGCGAGUCUGAUGCCCCUCUGGCAGUUGGUGCUCUCAUCAACAUCAACGCCCUCAACUGUGUCAAGGUUCUCUAAGUGAUACGUUCCGGCGACUUGACCUACUCCUGGGAGUAGCAUGUUGGAUUGUUGGAUAUUGGGGCAUAUAGGGUGUGAGGAUCUGAUGGGGAAAGCCUAUGCCAGCUACUCCGCAUGUUAAUAGGCAGUGUUGAUGUUUGUAUUUACUUCGAUGACCUUAAUUUGAGGUUGAAUAUACAUACAGGGGUUAUAUACUUGACUUUACUUGACCCUUGACUGUGAAUAAUGACAUUGUAUAAACUCGGCAUGAUCACAAAACGAAACCAACA